Molecule: messenger RNA, 2137 nt
Organism: Oryza sativa Japonica Group (Japanese rice)
Lineage: Eukaryota; Viridiplantae; Streptophyta; Magnoliopsida; Poales; Poaceae
Product: probable receptor-like protein kinase At5g20050
Biological process (GO): protein phosphorylation
Molecular function (GO): protein kinase activity; ATP binding
Source: RefSeq, a predicted model, not a curated record
GAUCUGCUGUCUCCUUCUUCCGCUCUACAAACGGAGUCAGGCAAUCGAAUCACAACACAAAUGGCAGCGGGGAGUACCAUCAGUACUAGUCGCCGCACUCACCACCUUGUGACUCUGCUGCUCCUCGUUGCCGCCAGCACCAACUACGCCGCCGGAGCCACGCUGAACAUCACCAACCGAUGCUCCUUCACCGUGUGGCCGGCCGCCGUGCCGGUGGGUGGCGGCAUGCGGCUCGACCCAGGCGAGUCGUGGGCGCUCGACGUGCCCGCCAACAGCGGCGCAGGGCGUGUGUGGGCGCGCACAGGCUGCUCAUUCGAUGCCAAUGGCAACGGAUCGUGCCAGACGGGAGACUGCGGCGGCGUGCUCAAGUGCAAGAACAGCGGCAAGCCACCUCAGACGCUCGCUGAGUUCACGGUGGACCAGACCAGCGUACAGGAUUUCUUCGACAUCUCCCUCACCGACGGCUUCAACGUGCCCAUGGACUUCCUCCCCGUGCCGGCUCCGGAGCAGAGGCACGGAGCACCACCGUGCAGCAAGGGGCCACGCUGCCCGGCCAACAUCACGUCGCAGUGCCCCAGCGAGCUCAAGGCGCCUGGAGGCUGCAACAGCGCCUGCAAUGUGUUCAAGCAAGACAAAUACUGCUGCACUGGCACCACUGGCACCAAAACCUGCGAACCCACCACCUUCUCACUGCCAUUCGUCAGGAUGUGCCCUGACGCAUAUAGCUACAGUUUGGAUGACAGCUCCAGCACUACAUUCACUUGCCCGUCAGGGACAAACUACCAGAUCAUCUUCUGCCCUCCAACUGAUCUCACGUCUUCAUCUCCGGUUCCUCCUCCUGCACCUAUUGCUAUUGGGCCUUCAGGCUUGGAUUCCUCAUCCAAAAGAGGAGGAAGGCUUGUUGCCACUAUCGUGGUCUCUGUGAUCGGCUCUACUUCAGUACUCACCAUUAUCAUCGCUUCCAUCAUUAUCAUCAAACGAAGAAUACGAAGACACCAGGAGAUGCAAGAAGAGGAACAAGAGUUUGAGGAGCUACCCCUUCAAGGAAUGCCGAGGAGGUUCACAUUUCAGCAGCUACAAGAAGCAACUGAUCAAUUCAGAGACAAGCUCGGUCAAGGGGGGUUUGGGUCUGUUUUCCUGGGACAGAUUGGAGGUGAAAGAGUAGCGGUGAAACGCUUGGAUCAAAGUGGUCAGGGAAUGAGAGAAUUUAUGGCAGAGGUUCAGACAAUCGGCAGCAUUCACCAUAUCAAUCUAGUGAGGCUGAUUGGCUUCUGUGCAGAGAAAUCACAAAGGCUUUUGGUUUAUGAGCAUAUGCCCAAAGGAUCCUUGGACAGGUGGCUCUAUCACCAGCAAGGUUCUCCUGCUCCUGCUCUAGAUUGGUGGACACGAUACAAGAUUAUUACUCAAGUAGCCAAGGGUCUCUCUUAUCUUCAUGAGGAGUGCAUGAUGAGAAUUGCUCACUUAGAUGUAAAACCACAAAAUAUCCUCCUAGACGACAACUUCAAUGCUAAACUUUCUGAUUUUGGUCUAUGCAAGCUUAUUGAUCGAGAUAAGAGUCAAGUGAUUACCAGAAUGAGAGGCACACCUGGAUAUUUAGCUCCAGAAUGGCUGACAUCGCAGAUCACAGAAAAGGCAGAUGUCUAUAGCUUUGGCAUAGUAGUCAUGGAAAUGAUCAGUGGGAGAAAGAACCUUGACACUUCCAGGUCUGAACAGAGUAUCCAUCUAAUUACCUUACUGCAAGAAAAGGUGAAGGGUGAUCAGUUGGCAGAUUUGAUUGACAAGCACAGCAAUGAUAUGCAAGUACACCGGCAAGAAAUAAUUGAGAUGAUGAAACUCGCAAUGUGGUGUUUGCAGAUUGAUUGCAAAAGAAGGCCUCAAAUGUCUGAGGUUGUCAAAGUUUUGGAAGGCACCACAAGUAUUGAGACUGACAUAGACCAUGACUUCGUCGCAACAAAUCCAGUAAGCUUUGGUGUUGCUGGAAUUGUGGACUCCGACCCCCCUGUAGCAUCUAAUUUAUCAGGCCCCAGGUGAAUGAGGUGAUUGUAGUGGCAUGAUAUCUUGCAAUGAUUUAAAUUGUUGGAUACUGCAGAACAUAUUCGAUCGACAAUAGAUGAGAACUCCAAAGUUCAUUUUGUUA